Molecule: messenger RNA, 1474 nt
Organism: Hydractinia symbiolongicarpus
Lineage: Eukaryota; Metazoa; Cnidaria; Hydrozoa; Anthoathecata; Hydractiniidae
Product: profilin-like
Exons: 1
Coding region: 606-1013 (135 amino acids)
Cellular component (GO): cell cortex
Molecular function (GO): actin monomer binding
Source: RefSeq, a predicted model, not a curated record
CACUUUUUAUUAAGCAUUUAACAAUAUGUAUUAUAUAUCCAGAAACAAGACGUUCUUGAGUUGAAAGAAAGUUUAUUUUCUAUUCACAAAACAACUUAACGACUAGUUUCGAGUGAUUCAGCUAAUUUAUAAUGAUGACACCGCAGUGUAAUUAUUUUAAAAGUUGGUAUUUUGUUUAUAAAGCAGUUAAAGAUACUUGUUAUUUUAAGUAUAGCUUUGAUGCACUGUUAAGCUUUUUCUUUGUGUGUUUGUUUGUGUGUUUGUUUGUUUGUUUGUUUGUGUGUUUGUUUGUUUGUUUGUUUGCUUAUUAACUGUUUAAUUGUAACAAGUUUUUUGUAAUGAAAUUUCUCCCCAGAGCUCUUUGAGAUUAAGUUUACGUCAAAGAGCUCUAGGGACGAGAAUGAGUUGUCUUACCAUUUUAUAUUUAUGUUUGUGCUAUGUCUUCUCAGAGGUAUGAUACCCCUAACGGAGACUUGACAAUGUCGUGUUCAGUCAAUGAAAUAAAAAUUACGAUUACAAUCUCUGUUCCAAUCUAUAGCUACUUAUUCGAUGUUUUUUAUGUUGUUGAAAAGUCGACAUAACAAAACUUAUUUUUAGCCUUAAUUAUGAGUUGGGAUGGGUACAUCGAAAAUAUUAUCGGUCGUAUGAAAAACCACUGCGAUAGGGUGUGUAUAAUUGGACUAAAAGAUGGUGGUCAUUGGACAUCAAUUAAUCAUCCGAAUGCGAUGCAUCUCACUUCAUCGGAGAGCCAACAUAUCGCUACAGCAAUGAGAAAAGCUGAUUUUACUACUUUCCAUACCGGUAUGGGCUACGUAGAAGGGAAAUCUUACACAUUUCUUCGUUCUAUUGACGAUAAAAUCGUGCUUGCGAGAAAGAAAGAUAGCGGCGCCAUAACUAUACAAAAGACGAAAACAGCUGUUAUUAUAGCACACACGAAGGAGGGUGGUCAACAAGGUUUGGUUAACGUUGGCGUUGGUGAGAUUGCUGAUUAUUUAGAGUCAACUGGAAUGUGAAUAAAAAUGGUACCACGAAUUGCGAAAAAAUGGUAGCACUAGUUGUGACUUUAUCUCAAACUUAUGACUGUUUGAAGGUCGAAGCAGCUACUAUUCUAUUUUUUAUUUCUUUCGUUCCGUAAAGUUACUUUGCUAUAAUCUGACAAAUAUCCAAAUCAAAGAAAGACAUUUUUUAUGCUGCAAGAGAAUCGGUUGAAGCCGUAUGCUAAAAUUUCUUAUAUAAAUUUAUUUUUACGCCUAUAUAACAAACAAAAAUGUUUAUCUACCGUAAGGGAAGAAACGUUUGCGGAACUUAUUUUUGCGAUUAAAAGAUUUUUUAUGCACACGGCGGAACUUAUUUUGGCGACUGGGAGGUCUCGUGAAGAAAAUGCGGAACAAAUUUUUCAUGGAAAAACAAGAAAGUGUAGAUUAAAAAACAUGACAAUGUAAACAAAUUUAAAUAUUUUUAUAGAUUCGAUGGC